GUGCUUUAUGCGCAGCACCUGUUGUGCCGUCAGUUGCCAGUCUCCAAAAACCCAACCCCGUCCGCGCAGCGAUAUUUUAUCUCAGUCUACAAGUUAUGACUCUUGACUGCGCCAGACAACAGAUCUCGUCUCGGAGUUCCGGAUAGCUUUCUCUGCUCGGACUGUAUCAGGUUGCUGGACUCCCUCGCAGUCUCUCUCUGUGUGAGAGCUUUGGUUCUAAUGCGUAAAGAUCUGUCGGGAUUUAUGUGACGAAGUGUGGAACGCACCAUGAGCGCGCAAUUGAGCCGAAAUGCAUCUGUGUAUUUUUGAUCGCCCUGUGCCAUAGAUGAUACGCGUGCAUAAAGGCGAUUUUCAAACCAUGUUGCUGGGAUUUUAAUUGCUUAAACUUUCUUCAGCACAAAUAUUCGACUUUCCUCAGAGCCAACAGAUGUGUCCAAAACUACACUUGUGUCCCGCAUGUUUGUGGUGAUCCAGACCAGAGUCCAGCUUUGUGAUCGCCAACUACCACUCAUCCAAAUGAUCCUUUUAUUAAUAUUCCUUCUUGCAUCGCUUCUCCAACAAUAUGGGACAGAAGCCGAAUCCAGUGAUGUCAGCAAAUUACAGCUUUCAAGUAUAAAGGAGCCAAACGGAGUUCAGGAGUCCGUAAAGGAAAAAGUCUUAACUGUGUCUGGAGAGGGAAUGAUCCACAGCCCAGACUUCCCACACACGUAUCCCAGGGAUACCAUGCUGGUCUGGAGGCUGGUGGCGGCCGACAACAUGAGGAUCCAGCUCACAUUUGAUGAGAACUUUGGUCUGGAGGAUCCUGAAGAUGGAACAUGCAAGUAUGACUUUGUGGAAAUAGAGGAUCCGACUGAGAAGACGAUCCUGGGUCGUUGGUGUGGCUCACAAUCUGCACCAACAAGUCAAAAAUCCAAAGGCAGCCAAGUUAUUGUUCGUUUCAUAUCAGAUGAAUACUUCCCCUCUGAGCCUGGAUUCUGCCUCCACUACUCUCUACUUCCUGUGAGUGCCUCAGAGCCAGAGGUUACCACGCAGCCCCCUCCGUCCCUGCAGGGUGUUGAGGAGCUGUUGGAGGCGGUGGCGCUGCUCAGCACAGUGGAGGACGUCAUGAAGUAUCUGGAACCGGAGCGAUGGCAGCUGGACAUGGAGGAGCUGUACAAACCCACGUGGCACGUGUUGGGGAAGUCGUUCAUCCUCAACAGGAAGGCCAGAGGAGCUGAUCUCAAUGUGCUGAGGGAGGAAGUUCGUCUGUACAGCUGCACUCCACGUAACUACUCCGUGUCUUUGCGAGAGGAACUGAAAAGGACAGAUGUCAUUUUCUGGCCCAGCUGCCUCCUUGUAAAGCGCUGUGGUGGAAACUGCGCCUGCUGCUCUCAUCGCUGCGUUGACUGCCAGUGCGUGCCAGCAAGGGUCACAAAGAAAUACCAUGAGGUUCUUCUGUUGAGACAUCGAGGUGGAGGGAGAAGCAUGCAGAAGUCCAUGACGGAUGUGGCCUUGGAGCACCAUGAAGAGUGUUCCUGUGUCUGCAAAGACGACCAGGACUGACCUCAGAUCUGCAUGAAAGCUGCCAACAGCAGCACCACAACAUCAGACUUGAACUCUGCAGCCGUUCUGAAUCUCAUCCACUUCCACUGGGGAGCUAACAAGAUUCUUCUUUUAUACUCUUGUCCUUUCACUAAUUGGAUGAAGCAGAACAGACUGGAAUCUAAUAAAUCUUCGGUAUGGAUGUGACCAUUGGGGAAUACAAAUUGUGUGCUCUGAGUGAAUUUUAGUGGAAAGGAAAAUCACUGGAGCAAAGGUGGACUACUAUCAAACAGCUGCAGAUAACUCAGAGACAUUGUCUACUCAUCUGGAAAACGUUUUCAUUCAGUUUGGACUGUAACAUUUAAGGGAGCAUCUUCUUUAAGGGCUUCUAGUCUCUGUAAGUGAGCUGCCUCCAGCUGCUAAACUCCCAGUUUUAUGGUUCAUGUUUUUCACCAUCGAGCCAAAGAGUAGCGGCUGACUCUGGCUACUUUCCUUUACCACCUUUGAGCUUCGCUACAGAUUUGUCAGUGGCAAAAUGCAGUGGCAUGCAAUCACAUCAUGUGUAAAUAUUUUUUUCAGUUUUGUUUUUUUACACCAAAGAUUUUCAAGGAGGGAUUGUUGCGAAUUUUGAACCAGUUGGACAUUGUCUAGAAACAUUUCUGUGAUCCAUAUCAGCGAUAUCAACUCCGCUUGCUUGAGGAAUAUAUUGCAUUUUGUUGUUUUUGCAGAAUGAUUGUUCAUAAUAAAUAUUUAUUUCUAAUGAAAGGGAAUUUAGAUACAAUGUGCCUUGUUUGCUACAUUUUUGCUGUACAGUAGAAUUAGUUUUCAUUUUCUAUUUUUAGUUAAUUUUACUUUGAAAUUUCAUUGAGGUUCUUUGUUUUUUUGAACACCAAAGUUAUUUAACUGUUUGUGUAUUUUCUAAUACUGAGCUUAAAGAAUAAAUUUUUCAAUUUCUGCUUGAAUUUGAACUUCUUGUGGCUCCUCUAAAUUAAACCGGAACAGACAGACAGGAGUCUGACUUGUGCUGGAUGUUGAAGGUGUACGGAGUGAAAAGGAACGGUGAGAGUACAGAGCCCUGUGGCACUCCUGCUGCUGAUCACCUGCUAAAACACACAGUCCCUCAGUCUCCCAAACUGAAGUCCGUCUGUCUGUCAGGUAAUCACUGACCCAAGCAAAGUCUGAGGCCUUUGCUUGUGUUUUCUUGAAUCUAAUAGAAAAAAUGUUUAAUAAUAUACAGUAAAUAUGGGAUCAAAAUUUCCAACAGAAAGCCCAAUGAUUUUCAAAAGAAAAUUAAUGACUUUCAAAGUUUAACACCAGUAAUUUUAUUUUUUUAGGAUUUUAUGAAUGAAAGGUUUUGAGUUUAGUGCUAUGCAUUGUAAUGAGUGUAAUUGUAAUUAUCACAAUUAGGAAUUCAGAGGACAAAGUGUGUGUAUUUAAUACACAAUUUUAUUGAAUUGUAUUGAAUUGACACAAUUCAAUUCCAUGUGUGGAUUCAGUACGACCAUUUUUUUACGGAGAAGAUAAAGCACUUUUUUAUUUUAGAGACAAAGUGUGAAUGAUGACUGAAGGAGUUUAAAACUUCUGUGUUUUCUGAUCCCCUGAACAAACUGUAUGUUUUCACAUUCUUCUAAAAACUAAAAGCUUCACUCUGAGUGUUA
This is a messenger RNA of Gambusia affinis (western mosquitofish), 3179 nucleotides long. RefSeq names its product platelet derived growth factor c (gene pdgfc). Gene Ontology annotation, biological process: positive regulation of cell population proliferation; positive regulation of protein autophosphorylation; positive regulation of MAP kinase activity. The transcript has 7 exons. Gene Ontology annotation, molecular function: platelet-derived growth factor receptor binding; growth factor activity. The coding region runs from base 457 to 1542 and encodes 361 amino acids. Gene Ontology annotation, cellular component: membrane. NCBI's taxonomy places the organism in Eukaryota, Metazoa, Chordata, Actinopteri, Cyprinodontiformes, Poeciliidae. The record is from RefSeq and is a predicted model, not a curated record.